This is a messenger RNA of Wasmannia auropunctata (little fire ant), 2360 nucleotides long. RefSeq lists its product as uncharacterized. Bases 4 to 2154 code for a protein of 716 amino acids. NCBI's taxonomy places the organism in Eukaryota, Metazoa, Arthropoda, Insecta, Hymenoptera, Formicidae. The transcript has 5 exons. The record is from RefSeq and is a predicted model, not a curated record.
UCAAUGCGUAAUGAAAACUUAAAUCAACUUGUUCCAAGAAAGAAGGCAUUACGGAUAAUAACUAACAAUAAAAACAAUGGCGCCUUUAGAAGGAGUUAUCCAACUAUACAAGGGGAUAUUACCAGCACAGCGGAGCAGAUCAUUGCGCACUUCGAUAACACUCGUGCGGACUUGAUGGCGAACGGAGUCUGUCGAUUCUGUAAGAAGACGUUUUGCUGUGCGAAAUGUCGCGAUCGCCACGUGGACAAGGUGCACCCCAACGUGAAUGCCGACUGUUCCUUAUGUGCCUCUGAGAUAUUGCCAUUGCGACAGUGCGAGUCCACGAAACUCAACUUGGAGGACGAGAAAUUGCUAUCUCAUAUAGUGGACAACCACUUGCCGUUGCGUUGCCGGCUGUGCGGUGAUUUGUUUGAAUCCAGAGAAGAUUUCAAGUUUAUUGCUGCAUGUAAGUGGUUUGAACGCUGGCAUUGUCUGACGUCGCCGUCCGGACACGAACACCUCGGGAAGAAAUCGAAGCAGUACUCUGUAAGCGAGAGCGACUGCAACGGCAGUACAUUUUGCACGCCACCGGAAAUCUAUCGGAAGACCAGCACGCCGAUGCUACUUGGCCAAAAGGCUGACUUCGAGACACUCUGCGUGCCGGAAUUCAGCUUCAAAACGCCCAAUUCGACGAAUUCGCAGUCAAUCGCACAAAUCCCGUCAAUCUCAAAGACGAGCGAUACGCAGUUCUUCAGUUGCCUGCUGUCCAGCUCAAACGAAAAGAUGACACCCUUCAGGACCUGCGGGGACGAGCAAUUUCCUAGGAGUAAUUCCGGUAGGAAACUGACCAUCACGGAGGAGGAGGAUAAUAUUGCGCACGACGAUGCCGGGAAAACAACUGCGAACGUGAAGUGUCCUCGUAUCGAAGUGUCCUCUCACACGGAUAUGGACUUGACGAGGACCGAGGGCGGCAUCCUGCAGCAGGACUCGCCGAAGACAGACGAUGUCCGCGAGGACGUCGUGAAGAAGGUGAGGUUCUCCGAUCAGUAUAAAACCGCGGCGGAGCUUAAGAACCUGACGGAGCCCUGCGUGCGAACUGUUCUCAACAUGUCGGAGGAGGACGAUUUUCAUGACGCUCAUAAUGCGUCUAACGCGCAAAAGGCGAAGGCCACGAAGGCAGAAGACACGAAGGACGCAAAGAGCGCAGCGGACGUGAGCGGCAUGGAAGACGUGAACAACGUGGCAGAUGUGAAGAACAUGGAUAACAGCCGUAAAGCGGAGGACAGAAAACGCUCUUUAGUACCCAGUACCUCGGAUUCUUUAAACAAUUCGCAGAUCAGGAUUAUUCGGGACAACACGAAGAAUAUGAAGAAGGAGAAUCCUGAAGUGAGCAACGUGGAUUCGUCAACUGCGAGUCAAGUGAUUCACGGGGACUCCAAGAGGGUGGUGAUGAUGGUGGUGUUGGAGAGCGACGUAGGAGGGCUGACCACCGAUCUGAUGCCCCUGAUCAGCUCAGGUCUGAAGAAGCUGCAGGAGCAACUCACGUCAGCGAAUUGUCAGCCACCUUCGAAUGCGGCCGAGUCCGCUAAGGUCUGCAGAAGAUCAAUUACGACGAUGAAGAUGAGCGUCGAGAGCGUCGAGAACUACUCCACGAACGGCGCGGCGACGAUGACGAAUCGCGGGCAGCUCGUGUCUCCUUCUUCUUCGUCCGUACAGAGCGACGAGACCAUCAGUAACUCUGGUGGGUUCCUGUCGACCGUCUCCCAAGCUAUGAAGCACGCCUUGAGAAGUUUUUCUGUUUCAAGCUUGAGAAUACCGAGAAGCAUUGAGGCAACUGAAGUAAUUCGGCGACAAGAGAUCGUCGAGGAAAUAACAGCCACGCCGGGACCAUCCAGCGAUGCCAGCCAAGUUCGUCGUAACAAACGGUCCCGCGAGGUAUCCUCGAGGGAAGAUCCAGUUCCAUUUGCACUGGACACAAGGAGCCCCCUCGCAAAACGUCACAGAGGAUGGUAUAAGAUGAUCAGGGGACGACAGCCGAUUAACAGAAUGCGGAACAAUCGCGUGACAUCGCCCAGGGGAGUGUCCACGGAGACGCAGAUUUUCAGUCAAGGAUCCCUGACGGUGGGCGACACGGUCCUGCCGCUUCCUACAAGAGCCCAUCAAUCCACAGAGUAACAAUGUUUCUUAUAAAAAAAAUAGAGAUUUCAUUGGACCAAGCAUUAAGUUAAUUAAGUGAAACCGAUUUUGUAAAGUUAUUUCUGAAAAUUUUUUCUUAUUGAAUUUUGAAAAAUUUGAUAGAUUUGAUGAAUGAUGAAACCAAAUCUUGACAAAUUUAUCUUUUAUAUAUUAAAAUCGUGACGUAUAGGUAUUGAAUGAGAAAU